AUUUACAGGAAGUUUUAUCACAUGUGUACUGAGGAAGAGAACGCAGAACUCCACUGACCCGCAGAAUCUAUGCAGAUUUGUUUGCUGUGCUUAAUAUGCUGACAGAUAAAAGAAGAUAAAGCGAACCAGGGCGAAGCAUUAUGGCCACCCCAGCUUUAGUGAUCCAGCAGCAGCCAGUGGCGGUGCCGAGAGUCACAGCCUGGAACACAGGACUGUGCCACUGCUGCCAGGACAUGAAUUCAUGUUGUUAUGCUUACUGGUGUUUUCCCUGCUUCAUGUGCAGCACUUCGUCUAAGUUCGGGGAGAGUUUAUGCCUGCCUCUUGUGGACAUUUUUGGCCCGGCGUUAAUGGCGGCUACCGGAGUGGGCCUCUGUGUUCCUCCUGUCACUCUAUCUAUGAGGGUGGCCUUACGCUACAAGUACCAAAUCCCGGGCAGUUUGUGUGAAGACAUCCUGAUCUCCUGUUUCUGCGUCUGUUGCUCGUGGACUCAAAUGGCCCGGGAGAUAAACCACCGGAAAAUGACAGCGGCGGUGAUGAGCACACAGCCCAGGGUCGUCCAAACCGUCACUGCCACAUCCACCAUACCGGUAAUGGCGUGUGCACCAAAAACCGUGACCAUGUAUGAUAACCUCGCUCAAGAAUAAACAAGCCAUACGGUUCUUCAGUUGUGUCUUUAAGUCGACCUUUCAAUUUAAGAGAAAUACAACCAAUUUUUAAACAUCUAAAAUGCCCUCUUAGUCUCAGUCAUUAUUAAACAAACCUGGAACUCUGGAAGAGUUCCAGCAUCUGAGAAUUGCACACCAGUAAUGUUUGACCAAUACGUUACAGUUUACAUUUUACUGAAGCAGAUAAAAACCUUAUUUUUCUUUUUCUCCUUCUUCUCCUUCUUCCUCUUCUUCUAACUUUAUUUUCAAGAUUUUGCGAGGUGUCUACUUCACCUGUUUACCUACUUUAACCUGAACACAACAUACCAAAGUAGCACAAUUAACUGAGAACAGAAAAUUUUAAAACCUUGAUAAAUGAAAAAAAUAUAUAUUGAUACUACCCUCAGAUCCAGUCUUCCACAAUCAAAAUACCAUGCAAACAAAAAAUGAAAACAUUUUCUGAUCAAUAAAAUCAAGGGAAAUUAAAUCACAAUUCACUGAAGUGAACCUCUGGUUUAAACAAAUACUCACUAUAUUAAAAGGGACGUUAAAAUGAUACCAGAAAAACAGAAGAACAACUGGUUUGGUUCCUGACAGAUUGGUCCCAUAUGACUAAUGGAUUUUGAUUCAGUUGUGGUGAGAACAAAAAUAUAUAUAUUUCUUUUUUUUUUUUUUUUGUACAAUUUAAAAAUGAAAUGAUUUGUGAGAUGAUUUGUCUCUGUCUCUUUUAUUCGCUUUCAUAAAUUCAUAUAUAGCAUUUGUUUACUUUUUUAUUUGUUGACAGAUUCCUCACCUUAUUUUGAAUCAUAAAUCAUUUGAAUUUUUUUAAUUAAAAAAUGUAAAUCACUUCGGACUCAAAAAGUUGUUGUAACACAAAUAAAUAAAGA
Silurus meridionalis is the source of this 1531-nucleotide messenger RNA. RefSeq names its product plac8 onzin related protein 10 (gene ponzr10). NCBI's taxonomy places the organism in Eukaryota, Metazoa, Chordata, Actinopteri, Siluriformes, Siluridae. The record is from RefSeq and is a predicted model, not a curated record. Bases 141 to 644 code for a protein of 167 amino acids. The transcript has 5 exons.